This is a messenger RNA of Theobroma umbraticum, 1290 nucleotides long. RefSeq names its product FASCICLIN-like arabinogalactan-protein 12 (gene FLA12). Gene Ontology annotation, cellular component: plasma membrane. Gene Ontology annotation, biological process: plant-type secondary cell wall biogenesis. The record is from RefSeq and is a predicted model, not a curated record. Lineage: Eukaryota; Viridiplantae; Streptophyta; Magnoliopsida; Malvales; Malvaceae.
CAACUAUGUUUUUGCUAUCUAAACUUGCCAUUUUACCUAACUUCAUUCUCUCCCCUCCUCAAUAAAACCCUCCUCUUUCUCUUCCUAUUAACACAUAUCCAAACAUUUUGUGCUAGGACCACUUCCUAUCCCAACCCUCUUCACUUCCAUUUUGCAUUGUCUUCUUGCCAAGCAACCAUUUCCCAUUCAUCCCAAAGAGGCUACAACGAUGGUGAUGAGAAGCAACAUCUCUUCAUUCUCUCAUUUCUCCUUCUUUCUUUGCUCCAUUGCUCACGAACACUAGCCCAAGCUCCGGCCUUGGCUCCGGCACCACCCGGUCCCACUAAUGUCACCAAAAUCCUUGAAAAAGCCGGCCUUACCCUCUUCAUUCGCCUUCUAAAAUCCACCCAAGUCGCCAACCAGCUCUUUGGUCAGCUCAACAACACAAACAAUGGCAUUACCAUUUUUGCACCAACAGAUAAUGCUUUCUCGAGCCUUAAAUCCGGUACCUUAAACUCACUCUCCGAUGAACAAAAAGUUGAGCUGGUGCAAUUCCAUAUAAUCCCAACAUUCCUGUCAUCAACCCAAUUCCAAACUGUUAGUAACCCUUUGAGAACACAAGCUGGGGAUAGCGGUGAUGGUAAGUUUCCUCUCAAUGUCACCACCUCAGGAAACUCGGUCAAUAUAACAACAGGGCUUACAAACACCAGCGUUUCUGGCACCAUUUACACUGGUCAGCUUGCUGUUUAUCAAAUCGAGGUGCUUCAACCUUUGCAAAUAUUUGAUCCUAGCCCUCCAGCCGCACCUGCACCGUCCAAGUCCAAGAAGAAGAAGGCUGCUGCCGUUGCUGAUAGCCCUGACGAUUCCCCAGCUGACAACUCCAGAGCUGUCAGUACUCUCACAAUGCAAAAUAUAGUGUUUUGGGGAGUUAGUGCUAUAGUUGUCGCACUGUCUUUGUGACGAUGAACAAAAACAAAGUUUUGGUGGGAUUAUUAAGGGGAUAAAUUUGGGGGAUCCAUUUUAUCUUCUGGGCUAUGAUAUCCGGUGGGUUGGAUUCGAGGGUGGUGAUCAAGAUGGUGAGUGCUUCUUCUUUUUUUUUUUUUCAAUAAUUAUCAUUUAUCUUUCUGUUCUAUCCUAUUUGUAUAAUGCCAGUCUGUGAUGAGAGUCAAUUGCUAUCAAGAUUGAAUUUUGAGGUUUUUCUUCUUCUGUGUUCUUCAUUUCUUCUCUUUUUCUAUUAAGAUUUUCACUGUAAUCUCUCUUUCUUUUCCAACUCCCAUGUAAUUGUGAAUUUUGUUGCACUUCUUUGUACCA